Molecule: messenger RNA, 513 nt
Organism: Sorex araneus (European shrew)
Lineage: Eukaryota; Metazoa; Chordata; Mammalia; Eulipotyphla; Soricidae
Gene: TEX28
Product: testis expressed 28
Exons: 4
Source: RefSeq, a predicted model, not a curated record
AUGCGGAAGGCCUGCACCAAGGGCCCACGUGCCACUGUCCGUGCCAGUGAGGAUGGCCGCAGCGGCCACUCCAGCGUUUUAGAGGAACAGCAGCCCUAGGACUUGCAGAGCAGCCUCAAGCACUGCACCCUCCACCUCUCAGAGCAGCUGCGAGAGGAGAAGGCUGGUUGGGAUGAAAACACCGUGGACAACCUCAAGCUCAUAUCCAGAGCCGACCAGCAUCAGGUGGACCUUGAGAAGGUGAACCAGUGCACCUUUGCCACCAUCGCUCACAUUGAGCGCUGCCUCUGUCGGACCACUCUGUGUGUGUAUGGGACCAAGACCCCGGACAGGGGUGCGGCUCGCCUGGCGGGACGGCAGAUGCUGAAGAAGAUGGAGGAUGAACUGAAGGAGGUCAGAAAGCUGCACUUUGACCUGCAGGCAUCCUACCAAAGCCUGUCAGACCUAUACCUGUCACUGAAGAUCCAGGAGGCCGAGGCUUUGCAGAACCACAUCAGCAAACUGCAAAGCUAG